AUGCAUUACUCAGUUGUCAUCCAUUUUCGUGAAAGGAAAGGUAUAUCUAUGUUUUAUAUUUCAGAGAUGAUUAACAUAAUGAAGAAAGAACAGAUUCGGGGGGUUUCUGUAUGUCUGCUGCUUAGCUGUGCUUCUGCCCUUCUCAAUGAUGUUCCUGAGGAAGGUGAAGAAUAUACAAACAUUACAGAUGCUGAGAUGCCCCCAUUGAAACUUGUACAUUCAUUUUGUGCAAUGAGAGCAGACGAUGGCCCAUGCAAAGCAAUGAUAACGAGAUUUUUCUUCAAUAUUCAUACUCAGCAAUGUGAAGAAUUUAUAUAUGGAGGAUGUGAAGGAAAUCAGAAUCGAUUUGAAACUCUGGAAGAGUGCAAACAAAAAUGUACAAGAGGUAGGCUUUUGGAGACACUAUCAUCCAGAAACCUUUCAGAAAAGCCAGAUUUCUGCUUUUUGGAAGAAGAUGCUGGAAUCUGUCGAGGUUAUAUUACUAGGUAUUUUUAUAACAAUCAAUCAAAGCAGUGUGAACGUUUCAAGUAUGGUGGGUGCCUCGGGAAUCUCAACAACUUUGAAUCACUGGAAGAAUGCAAGAACACCUGUGAAGACACAUUGAAUGAUUUCCAGGUAGAUGAUCAUAGAACCCAGGUUGAUGCUAUGAAUAAUGCCUCCUUGACGCCCCAGCCUAGCAAGGAACCCAGCAUCUUUGAGUAUUAUGGCCCCUCCUGGUGUCUGACCGCAGCAGACAGGGGACCGUGUCAAGCCAACGUGACCAGAUUCUACUACAAUUCAGUCAUUGGGAAAUGCCGCCCAUUUAACUACAGUGGAUGUGGAGGGAAUGAGAACAAUUUUACCACUAAAAAAGCAUGUCUUAGGGCUUGUAAAAAAGGUUUCAUCCAAAGAAUAUCAAAAGAAGGAUUAAUUAAAACCAAAAGAAAAAGAAAGAAGCAGCCAUUGAAAAUAGUAUAA
Rangifer tarandus platyrhynchus (Svalbard reindeer) is the source of this 957-nucleotide messenger RNA. Lineage: Eukaryota; Metazoa; Chordata; Mammalia; Artiodactyla; Cervidae. The record is from the annotation of a GenBank genome assembly.